Rotaria sp. Silwood2 is the source of this 441-nucleotide messenger RNA. The record is from the annotation of a GenBank genome assembly. Lineage: Eukaryota; Metazoa; Rotifera; Eurotatoria; Philodinida; Philodinidae.
AUGGAUCUUUUUGCAAUCAUACUUAUUAGUGUAACAAUAUUCACAAUUUGUGGCAUAUGCAUUUUUAUUUUUAUUUGUGCAUUACAACCAAAAAUUUUACGUUAUUUCCAUCGAAAAACAAAUAGAACAUAUUAUAUUACAGCUUCAAAAAAACAACAUGAAAUUCAAAAUGAUUUCAAUAUAAAUAAUUUUGAUUUACCUACAAAAUCCAUAUCAAAUGACUUAGAUAAACGAGCAUAUUUAAAAAUAUUAGAACGAAGUGUUAGAACUGGACGAUCAAUACAAGAUGAAAAAGACAAUAAAAUUAAUACGACUAUGACUAAUACUACUAAUAAUAAUAAUAAUGAUUCUCGUCUAGAUUUAUUUUAUCUUCUUCGUCAAUAUAUAAAUGAAAAUUCAUCUUCAACAAUCACUAAUGUAUCAAGAAGUACAGAACUUUGA